Mercurialis annua (annual mercury) is the source of this 874-nucleotide messenger RNA. Its product is annotated as 40S ribosomal protein S7. Bases 123 to 698 code for a protein of 191 amino acids. Gene Ontology annotation, molecular function: structural constituent of ribosome. NCBI's taxonomy places the organism in Eukaryota, Viridiplantae, Streptophyta, Magnoliopsida, Malpighiales, Euphorbiaceae. The record is from RefSeq and is a predicted model, not a curated record. Gene Ontology annotation, biological process: rRNA processing; translation; ribosomal small subunit biogenesis. Gene Ontology annotation, cellular component: small-subunit processome; ribosome; cytosolic small ribosomal subunit. The transcript is spliced from 6 exons.
GCAUCUCUCACAAGCAAACCCUAAGGGUUUCUCUGGUUAGUUUUUAGUUGGAGCCUCCGUUUCCAUUCCUUCACACUUUCAUCACUCCGAUCUUCACAUCUUCUUCUCGAGUUCUGUUGAAGAUGUAUACCACAAAGCAGAAGAUUCACAAGGAUAAGGAUGCUGAACCUAGUGAAUUUGAGGAGACUAUUGCACAGGCACUCUUCGAUUUGGAAAACACAAACUCAGAAUUGAAGUCUGACUUGAAGGAUCUCUACAUAAAUUCAGCAAUUCAAGUUGAUGUUGCUGGGAACAAGAAGGCUGUUAUUAUCCAUGUUCCUUACAGAUUAAGGAAAGCUUACCGAAAGAUUCAUGUUAGGCUUGUCAGAGAACUUGAGAAGAAGUUCAGUGGGAAGGAUGUCAUCCUGAUGGCCACCAGGAGGAUCUUAAGACCCCCAAAGAAGGGUUCAGCUGCACAAAGACCCCGUACCCGCACACUGACUGCUGUGCAUGAGGCAAUGCUCGAGGAUCUUGUUUUGCCUGCUGAAAUUGUUGGAAAGCGAAUCAGAUACAGAGUGGAUGGUUCUAAGAUAAUGAAGGUUUUCUUGGACCCAAAAGAGAAAAACAACACCGAGUACAAGUUGGACACAUUUUCUGCAGUUUACAGGAAGCUUUCAGGCAAAGAUGUUGUGUUCGAGUAUCCAAUAACUGAUGCAUAGAAAGGUCGAGUGGCGACAGAUUUUGAAUGUUUUUCUCAGAAAUUGCUUAUUAGCGAGUUUUUUUUAAAUUUUGGAAUCAAUGAGUUGAUGUAGGAAUCAAAGUGUUGUGGAUUCAAUUUCUUCACUGUUAAUGUUGAAUUUUUGAACCUUUUCAUCUAUCCAUCGUAAUUUGCAAA